UCUUGCUGACCGCCCUGCUCCUGGCGGCAGCGGCAGCCACCAACGAGGCGACAGGGAGCCUCGUCGUGACCCAUGGCUGCGCGACGAGCUGCGGCGGCGUGGACAUCCCCUACCCUUUCGGCAUCGGCGGCGGCUGCUUCCGCAAGGGCUUCGAGAUCGAGUGCAUCAACAGCAGCCACGCUGUGCUCGCCGGCACGUCCAUCCGGGUGAUGCGCCUGUCGUCGGACCGGGCCGAGUCGCUGGUGAUGCUCCCCAUUGGAUGGAUGUGCUUUAACGCCUCCAGCCCCAGCGAAGCUUCGGAUUUCAGCUACGCCGAGACGGAGAUGAACAAGGACGGCGUGUACCGCAUCUCCAACACGCACAACAUGCUCGUCGUCCUCGGCUGUAACACCUUCGCCUACACCGCCAGCGGGAAGACGCAGGGCGGCACCGACGCCUACACCUACUACACCGGGUGCAUGUCCUUCUGCAACAACUCGGCCAGCGCGCAGGACGGCCUCUGCGCCGGCGUCGGCUGCUGCCGCCUCGACAUCCCGCCGGGCCUCACCGGCAACUACUUCAAGUUCCGCGCCUACAACCACUCCACCAUGAUGGACUACAGCCCCUGCGACUACGCCUUCCUCGUCGACAGGAACAACUACACCUUCCGCCGCUCCGACCUCCGCAUGGACACCAACCGGACCUCGCCCGUGUGGCUCGACUGGGCCAUCCGCGGCAACGGUUCCGUCGAUAUCACCGCCGGCGACGUGUUGUCGUGCACGCAGGCGCCCAAGACGGGUCAGUAUGCCUGCGUCAGCGCGUACAGCGACUGCGUGGAUUCCACCAAUGGGCCUGGCUACAACUGCAAGUGCUCCGAAGGCUACGAGGGCAACGCCUACCUUGCCGACGGAUGCACCAAUAUAGAUGAAUGUGCACAUCCAGCAAAGUAUCCUUGCUACGGUAUCUGCAAGGACACUCAAGGAUCUUACCAAUGCACCUGUCAUCCAGGUUAUGAGAGCGAUGACCCAAGAACUGGACCCUGCGCUCCAAAGUUCCCACUUGUUGCACAGAUUUCCAUAGCUAACCUCAGGCAAACUACUUUGAAUCUUUUGAUUUUGCUAAUUAUCAGUUUGCUUAUUUGUCCAUAUAUAGGUGUAAUAGGUGGUACACUUGUCAUCGCAUUUGUGGCAUUCAUUAUUAUUAUUCGAAAAGAGAAGCGGAAGACCAGAGAGUUUUAUGAGAAAAAUGGUGGUCUUACCUUGGAGAAAGCUAAAGUUAUAAAGCUUUUCAAAAAGGAGGAGCUCAAGCCAAUUUUGAAAAGUAGCAAUUUAAUUGGAAAAGGUGGCUUUGGUGAAGUUUACAAGGGGGUUGUUGAUAACAUACUAGUUGCAGUAAAGAAACCAAUUAGUGGUAAUGUGCUGGAGAACAAGCAAUUUGCAAAUGAAGUCAUCAUACAGUCUCAAGUCAUCCACAAGAACAUUGUUAAGCUUAUAGGUUGUUGCCUAGAAGUGGAUACCCCCAUGCUAGUGUACGAGUUCAUUUCCAAAGGAAGCUUGCAUGACAUUCUUCACGAGUCUGACAAGAGGGAGCCGCUCAACUUGGAUGUGUGCCUAAGCAUUGUUGUGGAAUCGGCACAUGGUCUAGCUUAUAUGCAUUCCCAAGCCCAUACCAAAAUCUUGCACGGUAAUGUUAAACCAGCCAAUAUACUUUUGGAUGACAACUUUGUGCCAAAGAUCUCAGACUUUGGCAUAUCGAGGUUGAUUGCAAUAGAUAAGGAACACACUGCAAAUGUCAUUGGUGACAUGACUUAUAUGGAUCCAGUAUACCUGCAAACAGGUCGACUGACUGAAAAAAGUGAUGUCUACAGUUUUGGGGUUGUCAUCUUAGAGGUCAUUAGCAGGAAGAAGGCCACUCAUUCCGACAAUAACAGCUUAGUGACGAGUUUCCUUGAGUGUCAUAAAGAAGGGAAGAAAGCAACUGAGUUGUUUGAUAAGGAAAUUGUCGUAGCAGGAGAUUUGGAGCUUCUUGACACUCUGGCAGGUAUUGCUGUGGAAUGUCUUAACCUGGAUGUGGAUCAAAGACCAUCAAUGACAGAUGUCGUGACGCGUCUUCUCACAUUUAAUAGAUCCCGUGUGUUGUAA
Molecule: messenger RNA, 2120 nt
Organism: Triticum urartu
Lineage: Eukaryota; Viridiplantae; Streptophyta; Magnoliopsida; Poales; Poaceae
Source: RefSeq, a predicted model, not a curated record